Molecule: messenger RNA, 2529 nt
Organism: Panicum virgatum (switchgrass)
Lineage: Eukaryota; Viridiplantae; Streptophyta; Magnoliopsida; Poales; Poaceae
Product: probable inactive DNA (cytosine-5)-methyltransferase DRM3
Exons: 13
Coding region: 348-2327 (659 amino acids)
Cellular component (GO): nucleus
Source: RefSeq, a predicted model, not a curated record
GUGCGGCCUCCCCCCGCGCACGACCUCCCCCCGCGCGCGGCCUCCCCGGCGGCGCGGCGAGGCCUCCCGGUGACGCCCCCCCCCCCCCUCCCACGCACGAGGAUCUCCUCAGCAAAUUAGAGUGAAGGUUUCCUAAGUACCUGGACGGAUUCCUUUGUUGGUCGAUGGGUUCCAUAAAGCGUAACCCUGGCCAUUCCCCCCUCCCUUCUCUCUCUCGUUCUCUCCGGCACGGCCUCCCUUUCUUAGAGGCACCGGCGCGCCGCCCUGGGCCGGUUCUUCGUCGGGCGCUUCGCCGGCGACGAGGAUCCGGCGGGGGCAUGCGAGCCUGGAGCAUUAGUUGAUCGAAAAUGGUUAAACUCGAAGAUUAUGCCGAGGACGCCGGCCCAGAUGCUGAUGCCAGGGAUUCCAGGGGGGCUGCUGUGGAUCUACUGCCUGGCUCGGUGCAUGCCAGCUUGAAGGAGGAGGAAGGUCAACCAAGUUCUUCAUCCAGUAGUCUAAGACUACAAUUUAUUGGAAUGGGUUUUUCACCAAAGCUGGUAGACAAGGUGCUCCAGAGACAUGGUGACGAUGAUUCUAACACCAUAUUGGAAUCUCUUUUGUCCUAUUCUGACCUUCCGCUGUCAGGAUCUGAAUCUUCAGGUUCGUUGGGAAGUCUAUUUGAUUCUGAUAAUGAAGAAAACAAUUCUCCUUUAGAGUCUAGGAAAGGAAUCGACCAAGACAUCAAGCCGAAGCCUGAUUCUUUCUCAGAAAAGUGGUCAUAUUUACUCCGAACAAUGUACUUUUCACAACAAGAAGUUGAUUUAGCCUUCAAGAAACUGGGUGACGAAGCUCCAUUAGAACAGCUCGUAGACUGCAUUGUCAGUGCUCAAUCAGGAGGAUCCUCUGGAGAACUGGAAAAUGGUGAUGCUACAAAUGAGGGAAAGGCUGAAGCACUGUUUGGUGUUAUGGAGAAAACACUUAGCUUGCUUCAGAAGGGUUUUACCGAGGAAGAGGUGUCAUCAGCUAUUGACAAUUUUGGUCAGAGAGCAACAGUAGAGAUGCUGGCUGACUCAAUUUUGGCAAGGCGAAUAGCCAAUAGCGUUGAGCAGAAAGAGGUAAAAGUUGAAUCCGACUUGCUAGGCGAGGCAGAAACUGAUUAUUCGACGUACCAGCCCUCAUACUCUGCUGCGAGCUGUUAUGAUGAUGACAACAACAGCACACGUGUUAAAAGGGCUAAGAAUAUUUUUAUGGAUGACAGAGGGGCCUCCAGUAGUCAUCCUGUCAAUCCAUGGUAUAUGGGGCGUAGUGCAAGGAUCAGUGAUAUGCCUGUUAAGGAAGAACUUGAGGCAAUGACACCAGGCCGGCGUGCAAAUGUACGAGGCAACCUUGCUAAACCUCCAUAUUUCUUGUAUGGAAAUGUUGUUGAGGUCCCAAAAGACACAUGGCAUCAACUCACACAGUUUUUAUACAAUGUGGAACCUGAAUUUGUGAACAGUCAGUUCUUCUCAGCUCUAUCUAGAAAGGAAGGCUACAUUCAUAACCUUCCAGUGGAGAGAAGACGUUUUGUGGUUCCAAAGUCACCGAUGACUAUUGAAGAAGCACUUCCAUUCACAAGACAGUGGUGGCCCUCAUGGGAUACAAGGAAGCAUAUUAGUGUUGUUACUAUAGAGCCUGCUGGGAUUGAGCAGACAUGUGAUAGACUGGGGAGGAUGGUUAGAGAGUCAAGAGGAGUGCUUUCAGAAGAAAAGCAGAUGCAGAUUAUGCACCAAUGCAGGGUUUCAAACCUUAUUUGGGUUGGUCGGGACAAGUUAAGCCCAUUGGAGCCUCGUCAAGUGGAAAGAAUACUGGGCUACCCACAUAACCAUACAAAUCUGUUUGAACUAAGUCAAGCUGAUAGAUUUGCUGUGAUGAGAUAUGCGUUUCAGACUGACACUUUGGCAUACUUCUUAUCGGUUAUGAAAGACCAGUUUCCAGACGGGAUCAGAGUGCUCUCCAUCUACAGUGGAAUUGGAGGUGCUGAAGUAACAUUCCAUCGGCUAGGUAUUCCUUUGAAGUGUGUGGUGUCUGUUGAGGAAUCUGAUGUGAAUAGGAAAAUUCUGAGAAGGUGGUGGCUGAAAACUGAACAGACUGGAGAGCUGAGGCAGUUGCAUGGAAUUGGGAAGCUGAAAACUCAAGUGAUUGGAGACUUGAUCAAUGAGUUCGGUGGUUUUGACCUGAUUAUUGGUGGGAAUUAUACUUCUUGUAAAGGUGGUACAACAGUAAAUACAACAAUGGGCAUGGAUUCCAGCCGCUUCUUUGAAUAUGCCCGUGUUGUUAAGAGAGUGAGGACUGAAGUCGGACUUAAUUAACAACGGACAUGAUUCAAUGUUUUGCAUCUUUAGUGAGUUCUCGCCUUAGCAAAUUGGCAUGAACUGCCUUCUAGCAUUUUGUGAUCUACAAAUGUAGGAUGGUACAAGUAAACUUUGACAUAUUCCUUAGCUUUUUCAUUGUGGACAAGUGUAGAAUUUUAAAUGCAGUGGGUUAAUAUUUCUUCUGCCUGUUUGGUUCUCA